Messenger RNA from Stylonychia lemnae, 1014 nucleotides. The record is from the annotation of a GenBank genome assembly. Lineage: Eukaryota; Ciliophora; Spirotrichea; Sporadotrichida; Oxytrichidae.
AUGCAAGCGAACCCAGAUUAGCAUAUCUUUAUGGCUAGAGUUGCUGAAUAAGCUCAAGAUUAUGAAGAGAUGACUGACUAACUUCUCUAGUUAUUGGCAAAAAGAGGGCUAGAAAUAACUUCAGAUGAGAGAAAUCUUCUGUCAAUCGCAUUUAAGAACUAGAUUGCCUAAAUUUAUGUAACUCUACAAAAUGUUCACGCUUUGAUGGAAAGCAAGGAUGAGACAAUCGCAAGUCAAAAUAAGCAAGACAAUAGUAAAACUUAAAAAAUUUAAGAGAAACUUAAAGAACCAUAUAUUGUAUAUGGGAAAGUGCAAGAUGCAGGAAAAUCUCCUUUAAAAAGGUAUGAGAUGAUUCUUCAAGACAAGAUAUACGACAAAUGCAUGAGAGUAAUUAGUUAGAUUAAUGAGCAUGUACUUGAAAAGAAAUUAGAUUUCAACGAUGAUUUAAACGAAAAGACCAGAAGUGGGAUAUAGCAGCCGUAAGUAAGCAGAAAAACUGAGAACCUAGCUUUCUUCAAAAAAUUGGUGGGAGACUACUAUACCUACAUUGCUUAAAAUGUAGAUGAUGAGAGAUUUCCGGAGGCCUUCUAAAAUGCGUUGAAUUAAUAUGAUAAAAUUACAGAGUUAAAUUUGCCCUUUUGUCAUCCCAUUACUUAAGGUAUUGCCCUUAAUAGAGCCUUACUAACUUAUAAGCUCGCUUGUAAUUUCAAAUUUAAGGAUGAAAGCUAUUAUUAACUCAGUGACGAGAUUAAAAUGUUCCCAUAAAGCAGCAACAUCAAAGAUAAAUCACCAGUUCAUGAAUUAAGAUAGAGCAUUCUUAAUAGAGCUAAAGAUGAGGCAAACAAGAGUGCAGAAUGCUUAAUGGAUAAAAAUUACUUUAACUUAUCUGAAGAUGAUCAAACAGAUUUAAAGAUCAUUACUGACACUCUAAAAGAGAAUGUAUUAGUCUGGUAAACAAUUUCAUUCCCAGACGAAUAUUUACCUCUAGAUCCUAAAGAAAACGAUUCCGCUUGA